Sus scrofa (pig) is the source of this 12280-nucleotide messenger RNA. RefSeq names its product anaphase promoting complex subunit 1 (gene ANAPC1). Gene Ontology annotation, cellular component: anaphase-promoting complex. Lineage: Eukaryota; Metazoa; Chordata; Mammalia; Artiodactyla; Suidae. The record is from RefSeq and is a predicted model, not a curated record. Gene Ontology annotation, biological process: anaphase-promoting complex-dependent catabolic process; metaphase/anaphase transition of mitotic cell cycle; protein K11-linked ubiquitination. Gene Ontology annotation, molecular function: molecular adaptor activity.
CCGCGCGAGGCAGGACGGGAGAGCCAAGAUGGACGCGUCCAUUUGAACGACUCUCGUGAGGACCUCUCUCACACGCCUGCCUGGCGUUUGCAUUCGUUUCUCUAGCUGCUUCCCCGUCUUCCUCCGGAAUAGCGGAGGGAGAGGGAAUGAGAAGCUGCAGCGGCCGAGGAGUCACCGUGACUGACCCUGCCGCUACCCUCGGGCCCUCUCGGCCCCCGCGCCUCCGGGGAGCAGCCGGGGCUCGCCGCGCCUGACGCGUCCCGAGUUACACAGUUUUAAUAGAAUAACAUUUCAAAAUUGCACAACUGAAGUCGGAUGAACUCGCAAGUUCUUUAGUGUUGGUUAUCCUGUGUGAUAGGAGGACCAGCUGAAUUUUGUUGUUUUCUUAAAUAAUGUUGAUAUUUGGAACCCAUGUCGAACGUCUAUGAAGAAAGGGCAACAAUGAUUGCAGCCGGGGAUUUGCAGGAAUUUGUUCCAUUUGGUCGAGACCACUGCAAGCACCACCCUAAUGCUUUGAACCUCCAGCUUCGCCAGCUGCAGCCAGCCUCCGAGUUAUGGUCUUCUGAUGGUGCUGCUGGCUUGGUGGGAUCCCUUCAGGAAGUUACAAUCCACGAGAAACAGAAGGAGAGCUGGCAAUUAAGGAAGGGUGUAAGUGAAAUUGGAGAAGAAGUAGAUUACGAUGAGGAACUCUAUGUGGCUGGAAAUAUGGUUAUCUGGAGCAAAGGAAGUAAAAGCCAGGCGUUGGCUGUUUAUAAAGCGUUUACAGUUGACAGUCCUGUUCAACAGGCGUUGUGGUGUGACUUCAUUAUAUCGCAGGAUAAGUCUGAAAAGACCUACAGUAGUGAUGAAGUAGAAAAAUGCAUAUGUAUAUUGCAAAGCUCAUGUAUUAACAUGCAUAGCAUAGAAGGAAAGGAUUACAUAGCUUCUCUACCGUUUCAGGUUGCAAAUGUUUGGCCUACCAAAUAUGGAUUGUUGUUCGAACGAAGCAGCUUUUCACAUGAGGUUCCUCCGGGCCCACCCAGAGAACCUUUACCUACUAUGUUCAGCAUGCUGCAUCCACUAGAUGAAAUAACGCCACUGGUUUGUAAAUCUGGAAGUCUUUUUGGUUCAUCACGGGUACAAUAUGUUGUAGAUCAUGCAAUGAAAAUUGUUUUUCUCAGCACUGAUCCCUCCAUUGUAAUGACCUAUGACACUGUUCAUGGUUUGCAUUCUGUGUGGACUCUCCGGAGAGUCAAAACAGAGGAAGAGAAUGUUGUUUUAAAGUUCUCGGAACAGGGAGGAACCCCGCAGCAUGUGGCCACUAGCAGCUCCCUCACAGCGCACCUCAGAAGCCUCUCCAAGGGAGAUUCCCCUGUGGCCUCCCCUUUCCAGAACUACUCCUCCAUUCACAGCCAGAGCCGCUCAACCUCCUCUCCCAGCCUACACUCCCGCUCACCUUCCAUUUCCAACAUGGCAGCUCUCAGUCGUGCUCAUUCUCCUGCCUUAGGAGUGCACUCUUUUUCAGGGGUGCAAAGAUUCAACCUUUCAAGCCAUAAUCAAUCUCCAAAGAGACACAGUAUUUCUCAUUCUCCAAAUAGUAAUUCUAAUGGCUCCUUUCUUGCACCAGAAACAGAGCCAAUUGUUCCUGAACUUUGUAUUGACCAUUUGUGGACAGAAACAAUUACUAAUACAAGGGAGAAAAAUUCACAGGCCUCAAAAGUCUUUAUUACCACUGACCUUUGUGGGCAAAAGUUCUUGUGCUUUUUAGUAGAGUCCCAGCUCCAGUUACGAUGUGUAAAGUUUCAAGAGAGCAAUGAUAAAACCCAGCUCAUCUUUGGCUCCAUCACCAACAUUCAGGCAAAGGAUGCAGCGCCCGUGGAGAAGAUAGAUACUAUGCUGGUCCUGGAGGGCUGUGGAAACCUGGUGCUGUAUACAGGAGUGGUUCGGGUGGGAAAGGUUUUUAUUCCCGGACUGCCAGCUCCCUCCCUGACAGUGUCCAACACGAUGCCUCGGCCCAGCACGCCGCUUGACAGCGUUAGUACUCCUAACCCUCUGAGUAAACUGCUUGGACCCUUGGAUGAGGUUGUUCUAUUGUCCCCAGUUCCAGAACUAAGGGAUUCUUCAAAGCUUCAUGAUUCUCUCUAUAAUGAGGAUUGUACUUUCCAACAGCUUGGAACUUACAUUCAUUCUAUAAGAGACCCUGUCCAUAACAGAGUAACACUAGAACUGAGUAAUGGUUCCAUGGUUAGGAUCACUAUUCCUGAAAUUGCCACCUCUGAAUUAGUACAAACUUGUUUGCAAGCAAUUAAGUUCAUCCUGCCCAAAGAAGUAGCUGUUCAGAUGCUUGUGAAGUGGUACAGUGUCCACAGUGCUCCGGGAGGACCCAGUUAUCACUCAGAGUGGAAUUUAUUUGUGACUUGUCUCAUGAACAUGAUGGGUUAUAACACGGACCGCUUAGCAUGGACAAGAAACUUUGACUUUGAAGGAUCACUUUCCCCAGUCAUUGCACCCAAAAAAGCAAGGCCUUCUGAGACGGGAUCUGAUGAUGACUGGGAAUAUUUACUGAGUUCAGAGUACCACCGGAAUGUUGAGUCUCAUCUUUUGAAUAAAUCUUUAUGUUUGAGUCCAUUGGAAGUUUCACAGACGAGGGAUGAGGAUUUUUCACAGAAUCUCAGUUUGGACUCCUCCACACUUCUCUUCACUCACAUACCUGCAAUUUUUUUUGUUCUUCACCUCGUCUAUGAGGAGCUCAAGUUGAACACUCUGAUGGGAGAAGGUAUUCGUUCACUUGUGGAACUGCUUGUUCAGUUGGCAAGGGACUUAAAAUUGGAACCUUAUAUAGACCAUUACUACAGAGAUUACCCAACACUUGUCAGAACCACUGGACAGGUGUGCACAAUUGAUCAAGGUCAAACAGGAUUUAUGCAUCAUCCAUCAUUUUUUACUUCUGAGCCACCAAGUAUUUAUCAGUGGGUGAGCUCUUGUCUGAAGGGUGAAGGAAUGCCACCCUACCCUUAUCUUCCUGGGAUCUGCGAAAGAAGCAGACUUGUAGUCUUGAGUAUUGCGCUCUACAUACUUGGUGAUGAAAGCUCUGUUUCUGAUGAAUCCUCACAGUAUUUAUCCAGAAUAAGUAUAGCUCCCCAGAAGUCCCAAGCAGAACAAGAGGAGAACAGGUUUAGUUUCAAGCAUUCUACCUCAGUUUCUAGUCUAGCUGAGAGAUUAGUUGUCUGGAUGACUAAUGUAGGUUUCACUUUAAGAGACUUGGAAACUCUUCCCUUUGGAAUUGCUCUUCCCAUCCGAGAUGCAAUUUAUCACUGUCGGGAGCAGCCCGCUUCUGACUGGCCAGAAGCUGUCUGUCUCUUGAUUGGACGUCAGGAUCUUUCCAAGCAGGCCUGUGAAGGAAACCUGCCCAAAGGAAAAUCUUCUGUUACUCAGGUGCUCUCAUCAGAUGUUCCUUCAGGAACAGAAACUGAGGAGGAAGAUGAUGGCAUGAAUGACAUGAAUCAGGAGGUGAUGUCACUGAUCUGGAGUGAAGACUUAAGGGUGCAGGACGUGCGACGGCUUCUUCAGAGUGCACACCCUGUCCGUGUCAAUGUGGUGCAGUACCCAGAGCUCAGCGACCACGAGUUCAUUGAGGAAAAAGAAAACAGGUUGCUCCAGUUGUGUCAGCGAACUAUGGCUCUUCCAGUAGGACGAGGAAUGUUUACCUUGUUUUCAUACCAUCCUGUUCCGACAGAACCAUUGCCUAUUCCUAAGUUGAAUUUGACUGGGCGGGCCCCUCCUCGGAACACCACAGUAGACCUGAACAGUGGCAACAUUGAUGUGCCUCCCAACAUGACCAGCUGGGCCAGCUUCCACAAUGGUGUGGCUGCUGGCCUGAAGAUAGCCCCUGCCUCCCAGAUCGACUCUGCCUGGAUUGUGUACAAUAAGCCCAAGCACGCCGAGUUAGCCAACGAGUAUGCUGGCUUUCUCAUGGCCCUGGGUCUGAAUGGGCACCUUACCAAGCUGGCUACUCUCAAUAUCCACGACUACUUGACCAAGGGUCAUGAAAUGACAAGCAUUGGGCUGCUCCUUGGUGUUUCUGCUGCUAAACUAGGUACCAUGGAUAUGUCGAUUACACGGCUUCUUAGCAUUCACAUUCCUGCUCUCCUGCCCCCAACGUCCACGGAGCUUGAUGUUCCUCAUAACGUCCAAGUGGCUGCGGUGGUUGGCAUCGGCCUCGUCUAUCAAGGGACAGCUCACAGGCACACUGCAGAGGUCCUGCUGGCUGAAAUAGGACGGCCCCCUGGUCCUGAAAUGGAAUACUGCACAGACAGAGAGUCCUACUCUUUAGCGGCUGGCUUGGCCCUGGGCAUGGUCUGCUUGGGGCAUGGUAGUAAUUUGAUAGGCAUGUCUGAUCUCAAUGUUCCUGAGCAGCUUUAUCAGUACAUGGUUGGAGGCCAUCGGCGCUUUCAAGCAGGGAUGCACAGGGAGAAACACAAAUCUCCAAGUUACCAAAUCAAAGAAGGAGAUACCAUAAAUGUGGAUGUAACUUGUCCGGGUGCCACUCUUGCCUUGGCAAUGAUCUACCUAAAAACCAACAACAGAUCCAUUGCAGAUUGGCUCCGAGCUCCUGACACCAUGUAUUUGCUGGACUUUGUGAAGCCAGAAUUUCUCUUACUUAGGACACUUGCUCGAUGCCUGAUUUUAUGGGAUGAUAUUUUACCAAACUCCAAGUGGGUUGAUAGCAAUGUUCCUCAAAUUAUAAGAGAAAAUAGUAUCUCUCUCAGUGAAAUUGAGUUGCCUUGCUCAGAGGAUUUGAAUUUGGAAACUUUGUCGCAAGCGCAUGUCUACAUAAUUGCAGGAGCUUGUUUGUCUCUGGGUUUUCGAUUCGCUGGCUCAGAAAACUUAUCGGCAUUUAACUGUUUGCAUAAAUUUGCAAAAGAUUUUAUGACUUAUUUGUCUGCACCUAAUGCUUCUGUAACAGGUCCUUACAAUCUGGAGACUUGCCUCAGUGCGGUGCUGCUGUCUCUGGCCAUGGUGAUGGCUGGCUCGGGGAACUUGAAGGUUUUGCAGCUUUGUCGCUUCUUGCACAUGAAAACAGGUGGUGAAAUGAACUAUGGUUUCCAUUUAGCCCAUCACAUGGCCCUUGGACUUCUGUUUUUGGGAGGAGGAAGGUACUCUUUGAGCACAUCGAACUCUUCCAUCGCUGCUCUCCUCUGUGCCCUCUACCCGCACUUCCCAGCUCACAGCACAGACAACCGGUACCAUCUCCAGGCUCUCCGGCACCUGUAUGUGCUAGCUGCGGAACCGAGGCUUCUGGUGCCUGUGGAUGUGGAUACAAACACGCCAUGCUACGCCCUGUUAGAAGUGACCUAUAAGGGCACUCAGUGGUAUGAACAAACCAAAGAAGAAUUGAUGGCUCCCACCCUUCUUCCAGAACUUCACCUUUUAAAGCAGAUUAAAGUUAAAGGUCCACGAUACUGGGAACUGCUCAUAGAUUUGAGCAAGGGAACACAACACUUGAAGUCAAUUCUUGCCAAGGAUGGAGUUUUAUAUGUUAAGCUCAGAGCAGGUCAGCUCUCCUACAAGGAAGAUCCAAUGGGAUGGCAAAGUUUGUUGGCCCAGACUGUGGCUAACAGAAACUCUGAAGCUCGGGCUUUCAAGCCUGAAACAAUUUCAGCAUUCACUUCUGAUCCAGCACUUCUUUCAUUUGCCGAAUAUUUCUGCAAACCAACUGUGAACAUGCGGCAGAAACAGGAAAUUCUGGAUCUCUUUUCUUCAAUUCUCUAUGAAUGUGUGACUCAGGAGACCCCAGAGAUGUUGCCUGCAUACAUAGCCAUGGAUCAGGCUGUAAGAAGACUGGGGAGAAGAGAAAUGUCUGAGACGUCUGAACUUUGGCAGAUAAAGUUGGUGUUAGAGUUUUUCAGCUCGAGAAGCCACCAGGAGAGGCUGCAGAACCACCCCAAGCGAGGGCUCUUUAUGAACUCAGAAUUCCUCCCUGUUGUCAAAUGCACUAUUGAUAAUACUCUGGACCAGUGGCUACAAGCUGGGGGUGAUGUGUGUGUGCAUACCUACCUCAGUGGGCAGCCCUGUGAGGAGUCACAGCUGAGCAUGCUGGCCUGUUUCCUUGUCUACCACUCAGUACCAGCCCCACGGCACCUGCCAGCUAUAGGACUAGAAGGGAGCACGAGCUUUGCAGAACUCCUUUUCAAAUUUAAACAGCUCAAGAUGCCAGUGCGAGCUUUGCUGAGAUUGGCUCCUUUGCUUCUUGGAAACCCACAGCCAAUGGUUAUGUGAUCAUGUCUGGUGGUAAGCCUGCCCUGAAACGUGACUUCUGCACAAAAACGUGACCAAACAACAAAGUUAAAGCAACAUUUAUAAAUUUUAUAACAUAACUAGGAAGAAACGAGCUACACAAACUUCAGUGUAUUUUAAAAUCAAAGUGAUUUAAAUAUCCCAGAGACUCUUGCUCUUGGCAUUAACAUUAUAGGAUACAUAAAAGUGAGUUAAAAUUUACUUUUGUAAAUAAAAUUUUUUGGUUUGUUUUCAGAACUCUUUCUGAUUAGUUUGGGGUUUCAUGGAGUAGAGCAGUGGGGGCUGGGGUGCAUAUUGGUUUUUGAAGUCUUUCAGCUGUGGUGGUUCAGGUGACAUGACUAUGCUCGAAAACGCAAAGUUUUUUAAAAAAGUUCUGUCAUAAAGUUUUACUUUCUACAGUAACAAAAAGGCUCUUAGCGUUUCCUAAGGUGUGACCGUUGGCUUGGCAGAAGGAGGUUUGUACAUCCUGUGAUGUGCCAGGCGUCUUCAUAGUUUGAUCAGUCAUCUUGAACAGGAGGAGACUUAGACCCUAGUGAAGAAGUGCGCAACAUGAAGCUUGCUCUAAAUAGAAAACGCAAGAGGUUUCCACUGUAGAGAGGCCUUUGGAAAUUGUAUUUUAAAACAAAAGACAGUUCAUUUCCACCCAGGCUUUAGAGAACGUAUGUCUGUAUAGGUUUCUGAACUAGAUGAUCAUGAAAAGUAUUGCUAGGAAGGUGUCUCCAGUGCAGGAAGAAGAUGGCUCCCUGUGGGUGCGCUCCCUGCUUCCUAGAGGCCAGUGGAACCGUAAACUGGUAGGAGCAGCAAGGUCUGUCCACAGGGAUUUCACGUUUCCACAUCCUGAAUUGUGGGGUUUAGCUUUAAAAGAAAACUUAAAGCAAAUAGAAAUGUUUCCAUUGGGAUCUGGACAACAACCCACGCGGCGUCCGUUUCUGCAGAGGAGGCUAGCGUCUGAGGGUGUGUGCAGGCAGUGGUUCUCCUCACUUUCCCUGUUCACCUGCCUGUGAAGCAGGGCCAAGGUGGCUCACUAGGAGGGAGAAAUGUGCUCCCCUUCACACUUUAAAGAGUUUUUCUUCUAAUUAAAAGGAAUAAAAUGGUGGAUUUGAAUCAGGAUAUGAAGAAUGUGGUAUGUAGGUGGCUGUUGUUCCCUUCACUCUCAAUUGUGUAUAAUUUGUAAGCUUUUCUCUGAUUGAAGAAUGACUUAUUUGCAUACGUAUGAACCCUCCUGUACAAAGGAGAACAGUCAUUAUGUGUGCUUGUUUCCUUUAUUUUCCAGCAGUCUUAUUUGUUUGGCCUAGAGAGCCCUAGGAGCUCCUUCCGUCUGUGUGAGGCUAGACCCUGACACCUUCCUCAGGGACCCAGCUCAGGAUAGCUUGUGUCACGUGGGAGCAGAACACUCAGAACUUUCGAUGACAUGUUGGAAUUAAUCUUUCUCUUUUUUUCCCCAAGAGCCACCAUGGUAACAGUUCCUUUUCCAGAAAGGAUGACCUCAGUGUUUUUCAUAUGUUCAUAUUUAAAAUUUUUAACUCAGGUCAAAACCCUGCAGAGGUUUUCAUUACUUAGAUCAGCAUCUCCAAGAGUUUUCCUUUAAAAAAAAAGAAGGAAAUUGAUACGCAGGUUGGGGCUUUGUCUAGCAUUGUGCAUGAUUCGUAAUCAGAUCUCUCGGAUGAAUUUUGAUGUAAACACAGUCAUUACUUUCUGUACCAUGGGAGUUCUCAGAGACCUUACUAUGUUAAAAAUGUAUUAGGGGACUCAGAGGGUGGAUCUGUUCCCACCCUGCAGCCCCUGGAGGCUCCCCCCACUCACCUGGACCACCUGGAGCCCCUGCUCCAUGCCUUGGGGACCUAGGGGGCGCACUGGCGCACCCGACUCCAGACCCAAUGAUGUGGGUUCUGAGCCUGGAUCUGAAAGAGAAUCACAGCAGGGUGGCACCUGGAGGAAGGGCCCUCUGGGGUGCCCCCCUACCCUCCUCCCCGACAGACCUCCUCACACAGCUCUGGCGUGACCCAGGCUCGGUGCCCCAUUGCGUUGAAGAAUUCCACCUUCAACUUGAGGAACUCCUUGUAGAGGUCUGGCCACUGCUCCCUGCCUAGCAGGAAUUGGAAGAUGCUCCUCUUGGACAUAGGGUUGUCUUCCUCCAUGUCAGAGGCGAUGUAGCUGCCACCAGGAAAGAGGACAAGCUUGUCCCAGCCCUGAGAAGGACUCCCAGCCUGAGGUGGGACGAUGCGGAGACACUGAAGAGGUCACCAGAAGGGACCAGGGCCUGGGGCUGUGUGUCCAGGAGAGGGUCUGGGAAGCCCCACCUGCUAGGGACCCUGGGUCCAGAGGGGGCAGAACCGCCGUUAGCACCAAGCCUGGGGCUCUCCACCUCAGUUCCUGGGCAGCAAGUGAUGAUUCCUGGCUAUGCUGCUUGUCCCAGGAUCUUAAUGCAUCGCCUCCCCUCCUCUGACCACGUGGGCCCUGAGGGCCUUGGAUCACCACUGGGGGCCCUCGGGUGCCUGGGUCACACUGUCUGAUGGGGCAGGGAAGCGGAAUCGGGGCAGAAAUGAAAGCAGGGCCCUGAGGCAGCACUCACAGGGCCAGGAAGAAGUGGAUCCUGUUGUAGAGGUGACCAGGGAGCCCAACACGGCCGAAGUACUCCACCACCAUGGCGAGCAGGUACUGUGUGGAGACAGGGCAGGGAGGGGUGGCCAGGGCGUGAUGGAGGGGGAGGGUUGUGAGGGGACCGUUGUGUCCCGCCCCCAUCCAAGGCCAGAUGGUCAGACCAGCCAAGGUGGCCCUUUGACAUGUGGUGAUGAGUUGACAAAAGGCCAGGGAGGAGAUGGCUAGGGCAGGGCACUGGCACUGUGCCCUUUGUUCCUGGCAUCAAGGGUGGGUGCAGACAGUGUGUUCUCAUCCCCACCCCCAUGGAGUGGGGACACUGCAGACCCCUCCAUCCCCCAUCGUUUUAGUGCUGCAGGUACCUUGUCAGACACUUUCAGAAAAAUGUCAGCUUCCAAGAAGCUCUGGAUAACAGGAUCCUCUGCAAAGGAAGGGAGCAGUGGUGAGGGCCUUGGAGCAGCCCUUCUGGGGGGCAGUGAACCUGGGGCUGUGGGACGUUUCACAGGAAAGAGGAAAACGGUUCCUCAGUCUCAGGAGGCCACGCCCCUUCUUCCACCAGGGCUCAGAGCCUUUUUUUUUUUUUUUUUUUUUUUUUUUGUCUUUUGUCUUUUGUUGUUGUUGUUGUUGCUAUUUCUUGGGCCGCUCCCGCGGCAUAUGGAGGUUCCCAGGCUAGGGGUUGAAUCGGAGCUGUAGCCACCGGCCUACGCCAGAGCCACAGCAACGCAGGAUCCGAGCCGCAUCUGCAACCUACACCACAGCUCACGGCAACGCCGGAUCGUUAACCCACUGAGCAAGGGCAGGGACCGAACCCACAACCUCAUGGUUCCUAGUCGGAUUCGUUAACCACUGCGCCACGACGGGAACUCCAGAGCCUUAACAUCAGUAACAAAUGCUGUUCUUUGCAUUGGCACAGAUACCUGAGUCUCAGCUGUGGGGCUUCGGUUUUGCUGUUAUUUAAUCUUCAACACUUGGGAGGUGGUCAGCGUGUUUCAUGCAGAGACCUGGUUCUCAAUGUUUAACAUACUUGCCUCAAGCCAAAGCUUACAUGUGGCCCCUGGGCCUCUGGACAUCACAUCCUUGUCACUAAAUUGUGCUGUAACUGCAAAGUUUUUCUUCCCCAUCCGAUAACUGAGCACUCUGGGGGCGGGGGGUGGGGGGGCGCGGAGAGAAUUUAUCCACCCCUGCCCCACAACACUGGGCAUCCUACCCUCCUUUUCUGGACCCUCUCACUUCUUGUAGGUAAUGACCUGGCCUCGCCUGCCCCCAGCAGGUUCAUCUGGAAUUAGAGCUGUCCCCUGGAGGUGCCAUUUUCCAGUGUUUACCCGAGAGUGCCAGGUCCUGCCUGUCCUUGUCCCGGACAAUGACAUCUGCCCAGAUGGGAGGACAGAGGAGUCAGGGAUCAUUUUGCCCUCCCAGGCCCAUUGCCUGGUUCUCGAAAGAGUGCCAUCUCAUAGAGCUUUCUGUGAUGAUGAAAACUGUCUGUGCUGUCCAGCACGGUAGCUGUUAGCCAUGUGUGCCUCCUGAGCAUCUGUCUAGUUAUGGCUAGUGAGACUGAGGCCUGAAUCUGAAAAGUUGAUGAACCCAUUUAGAAUUAAAUUUGAAAAGCUCUGUGUGGCUAGUGGACAGUGUCAGCUCUGUGUCGUCCUCAAAUCUGCCCCACAGGGUCCUGCCUCUGGUCCCAAUGCCACAUUCUCUGCAGACUUUCCUGAGUAUCCCAGUAAAGGCGCUCCCGCUCUUGUUCACACCUCACCUCUAGGUGUUAUUGCCUUUUUAAAAGUUCCUUCUCUGCGCUUGCCACUGGCUGAGAGCAACUUAUAUUUCUGUACAUUUUAUGGGUCUCCUCCCAUUUUGAGCAUAAAGACAGAAUAUCUGGUUUGUCUUUUCAUCACUGAGCUCUAAAAUCUUAACUGGAGGAAGUAAAUGUGGACAGAGGAUUCCCCCAUGAUUUGUUCUGAAAUGUCUUGAUGACGGAACUCAGGUGGGAGCCUCUUUUUCCCUUCUCCCUCCGAGAACUUGUCUCAGAAGAAAAACCCGUCAGCACCACAGUCGAACCAGCACAUGGAAGCAGAUGGAUCUACGGCCAUGCUGCCUCGACUCCUUACAGCUUCGAGCCCCAGGGGAGGUUGGGGCAUGAGCCCAGAGCCACUGGGGUCCUCAGUUAAAGGGCCUGAGACCCUACAGCUCAGAUCACACACCCAGAAGUCGGUAGAAUGCUUCUUGAUCUUCUGGACGGUAACUAGGUCUUCUCCUCUUGUUCAUCCUGAGUUUCGUUCCCUCAACAUGAUUGACUGUCCAUAUGUUCCUCUUCUGCCCCCUCUUCUUCCAGGACUUCAGCUUGGAGACAGCUUCAGAGGAGGAGUUGGAGGGCAGGGGGCUGCUCUCAGGGGCAGCUGCAGGAGCAAGAGUCCGUGUGAGCAGGGACCUGAGCCACCUGGGAAGUCCUGGGUCCUUCCCCUGCAGCUCAGCCUGAAGACUGGACCCUGGGCCCUGCCUUGUGAGGACAAGAUGACCAUCCAGUAAUCAUGGAUGUUUCGUCCAGGGCCAGAGGUACUAAAGGGAGCCCGAGGACAGUGCAUACGUACCGGCCCUGACGUCCACCAUUCUCUUCCUCUUCUGGCCUCUCGUCUUCCUGGUUCUCUGCUCAGGGACAGCCUCUGGAGGGGCAGAACUGGAGGCCAGGGGGCUCCCUUUUUGAGCAGCUGUGGAGGGAGGAAGGACCCUCUGUGUGUGAUCCAGGCAGGGACCCAACUGGGAAAUACUGGGCUCUUCCCUUCUCACUCACCGUGAGGACUUUGCACACUGACUCUGAAGGGAGAGGAGAAGAAUGACCCCCCCACCCUUUGCCUGUGUCUGUGAAGGACCAUAGGAACUGAUUUGAAAUUUACCUUUAUUUGCCAGGCAAAAGCUGCUCUCCUCUGCCUCUUUCCAUGGAUCUUUCUGCCCUGGGGACACCUCUGUGGAGACAUGUGAAAUUCUCUGGGUGCCUUUAAUAACUAUGGAAGUGAACAAGAGAGUGGCCUCCUGUCUCGCCCUGGAUACCCUUCCCCCCCGCCCCUGCCCUGCGAACCCACACUCGAGUUGAGGGGAGAAGAGAGGCUGGAGGCACGGUGAUCUAUCACCUUCAUUCAUGCAGAGCCCAGGAUUCAGGCGAAUGCCCACACACACCUGCCUUCCCUUCCAUGCACGCCUUUUUCUUCUGACCCCUCUGUGCUGGGUCCUGCUGGCUGGACCGGUUUCUAAGGCAGCUGAUAGGGGCUCAGAGGGAUCUGGCCUUCUCUGGGUGUAAAAAAAUGGAAGGAAACACAACUUGAUUCUGGCCGGACUCUUUCUUUUUACUUUACCUGCUUCUUGUGAAACCUCAUAAUUAAAAUGGCGAUGGUAGUGGCUAACAGUUAUUGACUGCUUA